Messenger RNA from Paramuricea clavata, 366 nucleotides. The record is from the annotation of a GenBank genome assembly. NCBI's taxonomy places the organism in Eukaryota, Metazoa, Cnidaria, Anthozoa, Malacalcyonacea, Plexauridae.
AUGUCAGAGGCUUUGAAGACCCGUGUACCAGGGCUUGGAGAAACGACAAUCAAAUAUGUGUUUGGCAGACUGUUCAAACAGCAUGGUUGUAUUUGUUUACCAUUUGGGGGAUCUGUACGUGGUAUUGAUGCCGAUACACGAUACACCCUGGCUCCAGCCAAAGCCCAGCCAAAGCUCCAGUCAAAGCCCAGCCAAAGCUCCAGCCAAAGCUCCAGCCAAAGCCCAGCCAAAGCUCCAGCCAAAGCCCAAGCAAAGUCAGCAACGAUGCAAAUCAUGCAUAUCAGUGAGCAGAAUGAAGCAGACGGAGAGGAAAUUGAUUUGGCAAAUUGGAAGAAAACGUUCUUUGGCGAACUGACCAACCUGUGA